This is a messenger RNA of Podarcis muralis (Common wall lizard), 1783 nucleotides long. The record is from RefSeq and is a predicted model, not a curated record. NCBI's taxonomy places the organism in Eukaryota, Metazoa, Chordata, Lepidosauria, Squamata, Lacertidae.
UUCCAUGUAUAACAGAUAUAGAACCCCUUGAUCUUAAUGAACUUGUUCUUGUGUCUCUACACAGACCCAGAGAAAGACCUCAAGGAUGGCAAAGACAGUUCUGUUUUCUGAUCUGGAUCUUUCAGACCUAUAUCCAGAUGCUAAUUACAGUGACUAUGACUACUACGGCACUUUCAACCCUAACAGCGUAGCAGCAAAAGCACCCUGCGGAAUCGAUGUUAUGCCACCUGUGUUCAAAUACCUAGUGGCAUUCAUCUAUGGCCUGACAUGCCUUCUGAGCCUGGUGGGGAACUCCCUGGUGGUUCUGGUGAUUGCCUAUAGCAAAGGAAACCGUUCUGUCACUGAUGUAUAUCUUCUAAACCUCGCCAUUGCUGAUCUCCUCUUUGCCCUCACCUUGCCUUUCUGGGCUGUAGAUAGAGCGCAUGAAUGGAUCUUUGGCACUCCCAUGUGCAAAAUCCUGUCACUCCUGAAGGAAGUCAACUUCUACAGUGGCAUCCUCCUGCUGGCUGGUAUCAGCAUGGAUCGCUACCUGGCAAUAGUUCAUGCUAUUCGGGCAGUCACUCAGAAGAGGAGCUGGGUCAGAUUUGUCUGUGUUGGCAUCUGGCUGCUCUCCUUCCUCCUCUCCCUUCCUGUAAUUAUCUUCCAUGAGGCUUUCUUGCCAACCGAGGAGAUGAAAUGGGUUUGUCACGAAUAUAUUGGAUGGAAUCAAAUAUCUGGCAUUAGGGCGAAACUGAGAAUCCUUCCACAAACGUUUGGCUUCAUUCUUCCCUUGAUCAUCAUGCUCUUCUGCUAUGGUGUGACGGUACACAGACUCUACCAGACCAAGAACAGUCCAAAAAAGAAGGCCAUGAAAGUCAUCUUGGCUGUGGUGCUGGUCUUCCUGGUCUGUUGGCUGCCCUACAAUAUCUCUUUGCUUCUUGAUACGUUAAUGAGGUCUGGAGCUAUUGGUGAAACCUGUGACCUUCGCAACAGCAUUGAUACAGCCCUUUCGGGUACUGAAAUCUUGGGAUUUGCUCACAGCUGCGUAAACCCCAUCAUAUAUGCCUCCAUAGGGCAGAAGUUCCGGAACAACUUCCUCAAGAUCCUGGUCACAAGAGGCAUCAUCAGCAAAGAAGCCUUGACUCGAUUUAGAAAGGGUUCCUCCUUCUCAUCUACCUCUCUGUAAUAGGCUGGGGGGAAGAAAAAAUUGGAUGGAAUUAAACAGCUGAAAUGAGGGUGAAACAGAAUCCUGCCACAAAUGUUUAGCUUCAUUCUUCCUUUGAUCAUCAUGCUCUUCUGUGCCAUGCAUAUUAUAUAUAGUUUCUUAUAAACAAUCCAAACCAUCUCUUGUUCUGCUAAAAACAUUCUGUCCAAAAUAGAAUCCUGUGAUAAAAUUUUGACUGGAUGUAGCUACCAUUUCUAUAUGAGCUUAACUAAAAAUAAAAUACACAGAGCAAGGAAACUUAAUCCCCUCUCUACCUUUAAUUCCUUAUUUUGUAGAACUGCCUUUUGUAUAUUUUAAAUUGAAUGUGGUCAUCAUAGAAAUAUGAUUUUUCUGUAAUCUUGACUGCAGAGCUAUGAUCAAGUCAGUAACUGACCCCUUAGCAACUGCUUUAAAUGCAUCCCAUUGCACAAACAAACCUGUUCCUUCAUAAGGAUUGUUCAUUACUGAAAAUGUGGUUCUUGAAUGACCUAACUUGAAACAUUUGAAGCCAACUACAUUUCAAGUCACCCAACUUUUUAUGGGGAGAAGCUUCUGUUAUAGGUCAGGAAAUACAGCAUCUGUAGUAUGUAGGAAGCUUCC